CAUAAAACCCUAAUGUACAUAACUGAUUAGAAAAAACUAAGAAGAAACAGAGUUAUUUCAAAGAAAAUACAUCAAAUGUGAAGUGUCACGCAGGGAAUUGUGGGAAUGUAAAUUUACGUUUUUUCACUAAAUUAUACAAUGACUUGUAAUUUUUCACUUCCAAAAACUGAAUUUAACGGUAUAUUGUACUGUAAAAUUACAUUAAAUGUAUGGUUAGAUCUAUUACAGUACACCGUAUAUAGUACGGAAACUUUCUGUAAACCAAUUUACUGUUUUUCACCAUAGCAUUUUUAGUCUUUUACUGUUAAAACCACAAUCAUUUUUAACAGUGAGGUACAGCAAUGCUAUUUAUUGUCUAUUUCAUAGGAUUUUAAUUAUCUCUGGGUAAAAAGCUAUUUAUGUGUUUAUGCUGUCCAGGAUUCAUGAUAGUUUGCUUUCAAAGGACUCUUAAACAGGAUUAUUAUAGUUAACCAAAACUAAAACCAUUAAAAAUAAUACUUGAUAUAAAAUAAACGUUAACUGAAAUAAGAUAAAGUAUUAAAACUUAUUUCAACUAUCUGGCAAGGCAACAUUUCUCAUUUUGAUUUAGUUAAACUUGAUGUACUAAAAUAACUAAAACAAAAAUGAAUAAAAACUAUAUAGACAUUUUAAACUGAUAAAAAUGCAUGCACCCAACAAAAUGACUAAAAUUCCAAAUACAACUACAAUAGUACCUCAAUGAUAAUAAAUAAAACUGCUCUUAAAAUAAGCAAUUGGGCAUUUGCAAGUCCUGCGCGCACCCGCAUGACUCGUGUGUUGUUGGUUACUAAGCAACUUACGCGCACCACAUAAGCUGCGUCAUUUCCUGUGGAGGGACGCGUUGGAGCGAGCCAGUUCAGUCGAUCCCCUCCGACAGCUGAAGGCUAGGCGACAUCACAGUCGAGCUCCGUUCCGUUUUACUUUCUUUCUUUGCGCACUAAUGCAACGAAUAACUUUCCAACCUGUUUGAUUUUUGUCUGUGGAAUACAUCCGGCGCACUUUCCAAAGGACUAAAGCGCGUUUCAACUUUCUGAUUUGAGCGUGCCAAAGGAAAACAACUUUGCAUUUUAGUUUGGGUGCCAUAUCCUCCAAAUACUGGACGAGUGGAUUAGAACUGAACGCUGAUCCGGUGCUCUACUUUAAAAACUAAUCAACGGGAACGCAUUCAUAUGAUUAUGGUCGUUGUAAAGCUUUGGAUUUCUGGGCAAAGAUCCUGAACUCCUUAAUGAGGGAUUCAGUGUUGACGACAGAGAUAUUGGAGAAGACGCGCUGGCCACUUGACCCUUUUUCACGAGCACAAGACGCACCGGAGCGCGCAGCCUUCUGCCACCGGUAUUGGGAAGGUGCACUUUCCUCUCGAAUAUACGGCUUUUUAAAAUUUACGUUAAACUUCUGACAAUCACAUUUGUCGGUUUUUACCGUAAAAUCUGCAUUUCAUUAUUUUUUAUAAAUAUGAAAUGCUGAGAUAAGAAUGAAUUUUGAUGAUAUUUUUGUAAAUAUUAUAUUAUAAUAUUAUAUUUUUAAAAAAUCAUUAUGUCAUGCAGUGUUAGUAUUCCAAAAUACCGUUUGCCAUGCUCCAAUAAUAAUAAUAAUAAUAAUAAUAAUAUACCUGGUACUAUUGAAUGCCACAUGUUUAUCUCUCAAGCAACUGCGAUUAAUAACAAUGACAGAUCACAGUGCUACACCUUCCAGGUAACACGUGACAUUAAAUGAAUGCAGCAAACAUUAACUAAACAACACAAACUGUAAUUUAAAAUUAAAAUUUAAUAAGGUCAGUCAUACUGUACUAUUUACUAACUUGUUCAAUAUUUUAGAGUAUUUUUUUACGUAGCCUAUUUAACAGUUUUACGGUAACAUUUAAAACAUUUUGUUUAUUUCAAUUCCAAACUUUUUUUCGCUAAUUAGAUUUGUGUGUUUGGUUUUGUAGGUCCUCUGUGACACGUUUGAUAUAAUAUUAAGUAUGCCAGUGAACAUCAAGGCAACGCAGUGCCAUGCGCCGCUCCGCAGACUCCUGUAGACUCGGUUCCGGUGGUACUGCGAUGCUCGCCGGACCUCUCCGCUUCCGCGUGGCUCUGUGAUCCAGGCAAAGAGCGCGAGGAUGAGCACAGACCUGGAGCGCCUGUCGCUCAACUCUUCCUCGGGUAACUCCGUGGCUUCCAGCGCGCGUUCUCUAUCCGCCAACGUGAAGAAGCUUCACAACGCUCUCAACCUGCUGCUCAGCGAUCUCGAGAGAGAGCAGUUCAUCCACUGCCUCAACGUGUACCACUCCAAGCGCAAUGUGUACGAUCUGGUCCAGACGCUUAAGGUCAUACUGAACGUCCCGAGCAAGCGUCAGCUCCUGCCCAUGCUGCGGCUGGUCAUCCCUCGCUCGGAUCAGCUUCUGUUCGAUCAGUACACAUCAGAGGGACUCUAUUUGAAAUCCGACGUUCUUGCGCGCAAUGGUGACCCGGACGGCGCCCACGAGGCUGCUAAUUCGAGUCCAACACAUGGCGCUCAUUUCUCGGCUCCUUCCGCGUCUCAAGCCGCUCUGCGCGGAUCUCCUGACAGUAUCAGCACCAGCAGCGAUGGGACAGCGACUCUUAUUCCUUUACUGGGCAGAAAUUUCUUACCGGAGCCCCCUGGAGAGAUUCGACAGGUGAUUCUGAAGCGUCACAAAAGCAACGAGGGUUUGGGAUUUAGCAUCCGCGGAGGUUCCGAGCAUGGAGUUGGGAUCUAUGUGUCACUGGUGGAACCGGGAUCACUGGCAGAAAAGGAGGGUUUGAGAAUAGGAGACCAGAUCAUGAAAGUUAACGACAAAGUGUUCGACCGGGUCACGCACGCAGAGGCAGUUAAGGUGCUGAAGGGCAGCAAAAAGCUCUCUAUGUCAGUGCGUUCUGUAGGCCGUAUCCCAGGUGGCUAUAUCACAAAUCAUGUCUACACCUGGGUGGAUCCACAGGGGCGCAGUGUGUCCCCACCACCUGACCUGCUGGCUGAGCAUCGCAGCGCCACUCUGCGCAGGUCUAACAGUCAGGGCCGCAGCCACAUGCAACUUCUGCAGGACGGCGAUGAGAAGAAGGUAAAUUUGGUGCUGGAUGACGGCCGUUCUCUGGGUCUCAUGAUCCGUGGAGGGGCUGAAUACUCUCUGGGUAUCUACAUUACGGGUGUGGACAGAGGGUCUGCAGCGGAGUGUGGAGGACUAAAGGUGGGAGAUCAGAUCUGGAGGUGAACGGACGGAGUUUCCUCGGCAUCUCCACACGAUGAGGCCGUGCGAGUGCUGAAGUCUUCACACCAUCUGAUGAUGACUGUGAAAGAUGUCGGGCGACUGCCUCAUGCCCGCACCGUAGUGGGCGAGACCAAGUGGAUCGCAAGCUCGCAGAUCACAGAUAGUUCUGCCAGCAGCAGUGUCACAGGCCUCUCUCUGGACCAGGGAGCAUCAGCAUCAGUAAAGGGUGGCUUUUAUAAAGGUGUGGCGGGAUCUCAGGUGACUCUGUCUAGUUUGGUGAACCAGAGCACUAUGCUAGAGGAACAGGCUAGACAUCUGCUGACUGAACCUGAGAGGCAGACCAGCUACUACAUCCAAGAGUAUCGUGAUGGUCACAUCGGUGUUGAGCAGCUCGUCAUGGCCCUCUUUGAGCUGUUCAAUACACAUGCCAAGUUCUCUCUGCUGUCAGAAGUGAGGGGGAUCGUGACGCCUCAGGAUGUGGAGAGAUUUGACGGCCUGGUUCAGAGAGAGAUUGAAGCCCUGAAGGCUAGGCAAGGGGGAGCUGGAUUUCAAGACUCCUUCUCCAUGGUCUCGUACCCUGAUACGCUAGCCUCCUCCUCAGCCAUCAUGACCAACACCACCCUCAGCUCUGCACGGGAAAGACUGCUCUGGCUAAUAGAUAUGAUGGAGAACGACGGUGUGGCAGAGAACAACGGGGAACAGUCUCUCGAGCGUAGCAAUGCCCUGCCAGACAUCUCUCUGGAUGAGGUUCAUUCCACCUCAGAUUCCCCUCCUUCCUUUAAACCUCCUCCUCCCCAGGUUCAGCACCGUCCCAGUCGAAAAUCCACACUUAGUAAACGUCCUUCUUCCGGCUCUUCCCAAUCAGGCUUGUACUUCACCGCCCCUUCUCGUUCCCAUACCAAAGAACCCAAGCACCAAAAAACACCCAAACCUCACACAUCUCCUCCUGACACCCUCAAGUUAGACGUCCCAGCGCCUCAGCUCUCAAUCGUGAGCCAGCACCCUAUCGGACCGUUCCCCCGGGUCCAGUCUCCUAGUAAGGUGAAACCUGCUGUCCAAUCCUCGUCUCCGAAUCCUCCACCCGCCCCUAAUGUACCAGCACCGCCUGGGCCGCCUCCUCUUCCGCCCCCCUGCCCAGAUAAGCCAGCCCCUUCAUCCCCAGCAUCCAAUCAGCAUUUUGUCAUGGUGGAGGUGCACAGGCCCAACGCAGAACCUGAUGUGAACGAGGUGCGGCCGCUGCCACAGGCACGAGGAGGGACGUUAUCCCAGCUCUCAGACAGCGGACAGACCCUCAGCGAGGACAGCGGUGUGGAUAUUGGUGAAUCUGGACGUCUCAGUAAGGAUAGCAGCCCACGUCCCGCCCGCACCAGAGUCCCUCGGGAUGGGCACGGAGGAGGAGAAACAUCUGCCAAACCGCCGGGUCUGUUGGAACCGACCUCCUCUCUAGUGAGGGUGGCAAAAAGUGCCAGCACUCUGGGCAUCGCAAUAGAAGGCGGGGCAAACACACGUCAGCCCCUCCCACGCAUCGUUACCAUACAAAGAGGUGGUUCGGCUCAUAACUGUGGACAGCUAAAGGUGGGUCAGGUAAUCCUAGAGGUGAAUGGAGUGUCUCUCAGAGGAAAGGAACAUCGGGAAGCUGCACGUCUCAUCGCGGAGGCCUUUAAAACCAAAGAGAAGGACUACAUUGACUUCUUGAUCACAGAGUUUAACGUGGCUCUAUAGGAGCGUUCGAGUCCCAUGAUGCUGACUGCGGCGAUGGAAUAAAAGAGCACUGGGACAUAUCGUGACAUGUCUUGCCAUGAUUAACCCCCAGAAUCCUUUUACAUGGUACACUUCAGCUCAUCCUCUCCUGUGAUGUUUUGAAACCAGUCACUGUUUGAAAGGCCAUCCUGUGUGGAUCAACCCCAUGUUGACCUUUCCAGCAGGAAAAUGCCAGGAUAGAGCAAAAGUUCAGUCUGUUCUGGCCGGUUUGUUUUAGAUGAUAGGACCAUCUUUUCAGUUGGCUUAUUCUUUGAGUUUCUAUAAUGAAAUUUGGUCACCUGACCGCAAUAUGGCAAGAGACUCUUCAUCAAGCUUGGAUCUGUGUAGUGUUUUUGAUACACGAUACCGUCAUGUUCUGGUGUGAGAGUCUGUGUGAACGUGUCAUGGAAAUCAUCAUUGUUUUUUAAAGUCAUAGCUAUUUUAUAAGAAAUAUGUGCAAAUGGAUAAAAUGUGUUUAAAAUAUAUAUGUAAAGUUUAAGAGGUGGACAUAACUACUGAUUCUAGUAAAUAGUGACUAACCCUAUAGAAAUUCAAACUAAUGUGCUUCUCACUACAGUUUGCUGUGAGCAGAACUGCUGAAACAUCUGUCAUCUGCCUUUUUUUAACUAGUCAGCUGGUUUCAAUGUUUGAUUAUUGUUUGUGCUGUUUUGCAGGUUUUUUUUUUUUUUUUUUUUUUGCGUCAGGCAGUAAUUACUAAACCAUGGCAAUCAGUCAUUAGGACAGAAAUGCUGGAGUCCUCAGAGACAGAACUCUGUUCAAAUACCUAUAGUGAGCUGCCUACGUAGACAGCAAUUUAAGACAGCAUAGGCACUUCUGAAGUGAAGAGAAGAGCUUGUUUUGGACAAAUUUUAAUGCAGCAACAUGUGCAUCAGGGCUCAACAAUAAGGAAUGCUCACUGUCCCAUACCGUUCAAAAAUUUGGCAUCAUAAGUUUUUAAUGUGUUUCAAAGAGGUCUCUUAUGCUCAUUAAGGAUGCUUUCAGUUGAUCAAAGAUAAGAGUAAAAAAUGUAAUAUUGUGAAAUACUAUUACAAUUUAAAAUGUAAUUUAUUCCUGUCAUGGCAAAGCUGAAUUCAGCAUCAUUACCCCAGUCUUCAGUGUCACAUGAUCCUUCUGAAAUCAUUCUAAUAUGCCGAUUUGCUGCUUAAAGGCACAAUAUGUAAGAUUUUUAUUUUAAAAUAUCCAAAAACCACUUGCACAGUGUUAUAAGUACACAGCUUAAUGAAAUAUAUAUUAUCCUAAAUGUUUCCAAGAAUUUGUAAAUUCAGAGAAAUUUGCAAUUUUAAAUAGUGCCCAUCCCUGCUUGUCACUUGUCGCCUGUCGAUGUCGUAAUAUCUGCGUUAUCCCUGGUUUCCUUGUACUGCAUAGUAACCAUGGCAACAGACGUUGCUUCUUUCAAACAUUAUGAUCCAUGGCAAGCAAACUUUGGGACAAAAGGAGAAAUAAAUGAGGAUCAAUAUCGGCGUGGUGUUUCCGAAAUGGUGAGAGCUUUGCGACAACUUUGACUUGACAGACUCCGCUCUUGCACGUUAUUAGACAAGGUAAGCAAAUGUAGCCUACAUAAGACGAAUCAAUGUUAUAUAGCUCAACACGAUGAAAUGUUAGAAUAUCAUCAGUAUGAUAUUCUGAUGUUGAUCUAGCUUACUGUUAGUCUCAUACAGCCAAUAAACUAAUACACAGAAUAACAUUACAACUUUCAACGCACUCAAAUGCAGUUUAGUAUGAUAGUGUAACGUGAGACCAAGUGAAACAGUGCUGCGUUACCUCACAAAUUUAAUUCGUCAAAUAAACUGACCUGAAUGAGUAGUAUUUCAGCUUUGCGAGUAGUUCGGUAUAAAAUGUCCUUUAAAUCCCCAGAUAUCAGUGUGGUACUGAUAUCUGUCUCUCAUUAGCAAUCGCGACCACGAUUCUCGGCCACGCCCUGCUUCAUACCACAGUCAUGUUAAAAACAUGACUGCAUUCAGUCAUCCAUAAACAUUAUUUCCCCAUAAACAUUAUUAGAUCCAUCGGAAUGACGACAAGUUCCGUGAUUCCACGCUCAUUCCCUGCGUCAUCAAUCUACGACUUUGUUAAUGUUUUGAAGAGUUUAGCGACCCCUAGCAGCGAAAAAAACAUACUGUGCCUUUAAGAAACAUUUAUUAUUGUUAUCAAUGUUGAAAACAGUUGUGCUGCUUAAUAUUUUUAUUGAAACCAUUUUUUUUUUUCAGGAUGCUUUGAUGAAUAGAAAAUUCAAAAAUGUUUAUUGUCGCUUCUGAUGUAUUUUAGUAUUAUUUCUUUCAAAAACAAAAAUCUUACUGACCCCAAACUUUUGAAUAGUAUCAUUAUUUUCCAGUAAAAUUGUAUUUGAAUUUAUGGCUGUCUUGGCAUUUCCUGUAUUAUAAUUAUAUUAUAUAAUUAUAUUAACUGUAUAAUUUCUAGAUAUUAUUGCCAAUUUUUUGUAAAAAAAUAAUUAGUCUAUGAUGAAAAUGUAAUUUUAUAAUAAAUUAUAUAUUUUAAUAUUUAUUUAUAAUUUUAAAUGUAUAUUAAAUAUUGCAUGUAAACUUUGUAUAAAAUUAAUUAUAAAAGUAAAUAUAAAAUUAUACACACAUUCAUAUUUAAAAACAAAAAUAUAUAUAUACAUUUUUUGUUUUGGGGCCAGUAAAAACAUUAGCAGGGAAAGUAGAAAUCAAAACUACUGGCCUGACCUGGACAGCAGAAAAAAAAACUUACUGUUGAGCUCUGAUUUAUCCUUCAUGUAGAAGGCAAUUUCAGAAUAUGAAAUAUUGGAUAUUUUAAUAUUUAAAAAAAAAAUAUUUCAAAAUCGAAUUGAUUCAGUACUGCUUAAAAAUAUUAAGCCUAGCAGCAUACUAAUGCCAAACUAUUGAAAUCAAUUGCAAAUCGAGUCUCCUAUUCAGUCUGUGCAUGCUAUUCGAGUUUGUGCCUACAUAGAUAACUCCAAAUCAUUUAAAGGGUUAGUGCACCCAAAAACAUAGGUAACCAGACAGUUGAUGGACCCCAUUGACUUCCAUAGUAUUGAGGGAAAAAAUACUAUGGAAGUCAAUAGUGACCAUCAACUGUUUGGUUACACACAUUCUUCAAAAAAUUAGUGUUCAGCAGAAGAAAGAAACUCAUGCAGGUUUGGAACAACUUAAGGGUGAGUAAAUGAUGACAGAGAACUUUCAUUUUUGGGUGAACUAUCCAUUUAAGUUUCAGCUAGGAUGCUUCCUAUAUAGGCCACAAGACAGCAAGGCAGCUCACUAGGUUUUGGGAAGAGCCUUUGACAACACGCCAGCAUUGUGAGGAGUCUCAGAAUGAAAAAUCCUUUCAGAUUUAUUUAGAUGGAGCAAGAAAAUGAGGAGACCCUUUAUCCAGUUAUGAGAGGCGAAGCAGGAACUUGACAUUGCAAUCAGAGACAAGCAGCCAUUGAAACUAAUGAAAAGUUUAGAUCUUCCGCGAGGGAUCUGAUUGAUGCAUUUAGAAAAAGAAGAGAAAAAAAAGUUCAGACAGGGAAGAGGUGGCGACACAAAGCAACAAUGUGUCAGUCAUGUUAUAUAAGAGGGAACGAGUGGGAGAGGAAAUUGAGAAAUGGUGUUAUUGUAAUGUGUGUGUGAGUGUCUGGCUUUGAAUGCUGAGGCAGUGUGUGAAACAGUUCCACAGAGCCGACGUGUGUGUGUGUGUGUGUGUGUGUGUGUGUGUGUUCUACUUGAAUCUUUGAAAUAUUGACUAGUGCAAGCACAGGACUGCUCAUUCCCACCUGCCCACCUUCUCUAAUAUGACAGCCCACCUAGAUCACAUGCGCCACCAUUUUCAGUCCUCUACUAACCCUCACACAGUGUGUUGCUUGUUAGACUCAGACAUUUGAACAGUGUAUAUAUGGUAUAUCUAUAUAUUUUAAGUAAAUUAUUUGUAAGAAAUGAUAAUAUGAUCUUGAAAUCUUUUCCUUUGUGUACCAAAGGUGCUCAGAGGAAAGACAUGCAGGCAAGUCUGAAUGACUACCAAUUUAAAAAAGUGUUGCAUCUAACAAACCUAAUGGAUUUGCUGCUCUGAUUUUAUCUCUUGUUUGUUUGCUUAUUGCAUAUUUGUUUUAUCCUCAUCUCUUUUACUUCCCACAGUUGGGUAUAUGUGCACUUGAAUAAGUCAUCUGAAUGCAGUAAAGCAUUUAUCCAGUGAAAUCUUCUUCCUUUAAAAAGUUCUGCACACACCUGUCUGACAGCAUUAGGAAUGACAUGUACUCUUUUGUCAAAGUAUUGCUUCAGUGCUCAUCCCACGGAGAACGUUCACGGCAAAGUCCUCAAUGCACAAAGGUAUCAGAAUGAAAGGUGGGGGGGGGGGUCUUUGCACCAGCAUCUCAUCUCACCGAUGCAGCUCUUCAUAUGGAGAUCAGCCCUGUGUAGUUUAUGUGUGGAGCUGCUGUGUUUUUCAUAGGUGGAUGGGAACACAGAUCAAAGAACAGAGCAUGUCUGACCGUACUGACCUUCAGAUACGUAUAAACAUACUCACAAGCAGUGUUGGGGAAAGUUACUUUUAAAAGUAAUGCAUUACAAUAUUGCGUUACUCCCUAAAAAGGUAACUAAUUGUGCUGCUUAGUUACUUUUUAUUCAAAGUACUGCAUUACAUUACUUUUGCUUUACUUUUUCCUCAUCUGGGAUAGGCUGUUUGUUUGACAAAAAACAAACAAUUUUCUAUUUUUGGCAAAUGUAAAGGCCCUUUCACACCAAAAGUGAAAUGAAUAAGCCUCAGGCUGAAGGAAAUGCAAAUUCGCACCUGUACAGUAGAGGGCGCAGCUCAGACAAACAAGCCUUUCAGCUGUGCUGCCACAGCAGGAGAAGUAAAUGAGUAAAUGUCUACUAAAACUAGUCUAGAAUAAGCAUCAUGUUCACACAGCACACACAACACCUCUGCACUCCUGAUUUUUCUCAACAUGGGGACAGAAGAGGUGUCAGUCAAUAAAUGGGAAAACAAAGUAACUUGCGUUUCUUAUUUGAAAAAGUAACUCAGAUAUUUUGUUGUAAAUUUAAAAGUAUUGUUACUUUACUAGUUGCUUGAAAAAAGUAAUCUGAUUACGCAACUCGCGAUACUUGUAAUGCGUUACUCCCAACACUGCUUCCCAAACAGAUUUGCAGACUCAAGAUCGCAUGUUCAGGAUUCAACCUCAACGUCUUAAAAAAUUAAAUGAUGCUUAUUUGUUGAAUGCCAACUUCAAUCAAACUAGCUUUUUUAUUUUUUGUUCAUUUCAAUGAGGUUCACAGUUUUUAUAACCUUGUUAAAGGACUAGUUCACUUUAAAAUGAAAAUUACCCCAAGCUUUACUCACCCUCAAGCCAUCCUAGGUGUAUACAGCGUCGCGUCAGUUACACUUUCUUCCCAAAUUAAAUACAGAAGGCGGUCUGGCGAAAGCUAGAAAUUUUACUUUAUAACUUGUUUAAUAUGGAUAUUGUUCUUACACAAAUGCAUCGCUUCGCUUCAGAAGGCCUUUAUUAACCCCUCAGAGCCGUGUGGAGUACUUUUAUAAUGGAUGGAUGCACUUUCUUCAGCUUCAUACUCGUUGGUCCCGUUCACUGCCAUUAUAAAGCUUGGACGCGUCAGGAUAUUAAUAUAUAACUCUGAUUGUGUUCAUCAGAAAGAAGAAAGUCAUAUACACCUAGGAUGGCUUGAGAAUGAGUAAAGCUUGAGGUAAUUUUCAUUUUAAAGUGAACUAAUCCUUUAACAAAAGUACAGUUCAGUGUAAUUAUCAGUAACUAAGUUUGGAGUAAUUGAAAUAUAAUAAAAUAUUAAAAACUUUGAAAUGUUGUCAUGCCAACUAACUGAAAUAAUUGAAAUACUAAAUUUACUAAAACUUAAACAGAAAUUAAAACUAAAAAAAACUAAUAAACAUGACAAAAGCACAUAAUAAAAUUACUAAAAUAAAAAUUAAAAAUAUUAAAAUAAUUAUUUUUUUUUAUUAAAAAAUUUAAAAAAAAAUACACCAGAAUUAACUGCUUUGCAGAUUUACUCUAAAAUUAAACUGUCAUGCUAGUUUGGAACAAAAUGUUCUUAAUAAAAUUAUAUUAACGUGUAACAGGGUUGAAGGUUGAGCUGGAAAAUACAGUCAACUCAACAUAUUUAUAAAAAUUGAAACAAUGUUAUUUUGUAAUGGCAGGAAAGUCAUGUAGUAGCAGGUUUGUGAACAAGAUAAACAGCUAAAUAUUAUGGUUUAGACAUUAAAAUGUGUUAGUAAUAAUUCAAAAGAUUUUACUACAAUGAAUGUUGAUUCAACUGAUUGAACAUGUUAAAAUUAUGAUUUUUUUUUUUUUUUUUAAUUCUUGGAUACCUUUAAUAAGGUCAUGACCUCUGAGGUUGGACAGGCCAAAUUGCAUUUGGUGAAGGAUAUAAUGGAUAAAAAGGGAAUACUAAAGUAAAGUGUAUUUGUGGAGAGUGCCAAAUACAGGUUUAGAUGACUUUUCAAAACUACAUUUAUGACUUCAUAAGUGACAUGUCUUGGAGUCUUGGCAGUCCCAAGUGAAGAAUAUAUAAAGUUUGAGACCCUUUAUCUUGCUGAUAUCUGCUGGUGUUGUGACUGACAGCAUUUGAGAGACAUUUCUGCUUGAGCUGUCUAUACUUGACCUGCAUUCAAAAUAAUUCCCUCAGAAGCGCUGAUGUUUUAACAUCGGCACACUAUGCUGAAACCUCAUUUGCCCAGAAUCAUGUUUAGUCAUUUUAUUCAUAUAUUAUAUUCCUUUCACAGUUGUUUUACCUGAACCCGCUGCCUUUGUUCCUCUGUCAGCCUGCCUCUUGUACAGUUUAAAGAAAAGACUACACAACCGUGGUAUUUAUACAGAAAGUGUGUUUUAUUUUCCAAUAAAGAUAAAGUGCAUAAAAAAAGAAAGAAAAGUAA
Molecule: messenger RNA, 11830 nt
Organism: Ctenopharyngodon idella (grass carp)
Lineage: Eukaryota; Metazoa; Chordata; Actinopteri; Cypriniformes; Xenocyprididae
Gene: whrna
Product: whirlin a
Biological process (GO): auditory receptor cell stereocilium organization; sensory perception of sound
Cellular component (GO): photoreceptor inner segment; stereocilia ankle link complex; cilium
Molecular function (GO): protein binding
Source: RefSeq, a predicted model, not a curated record